This is a messenger RNA of Jatropha curcas, 2136 nucleotides long. The record is from RefSeq and is a predicted model, not a curated record. Lineage: Eukaryota; Viridiplantae; Streptophyta; Magnoliopsida; Malpighiales; Euphorbiaceae.
AUCUCUAAAGCCUCAAUUUCCCCAUUAUAUACAAGAAGUUACAAGGGACGUUAUUCAAAAAUUCGCUCCUUAAACCCUAUUGUUGUAAAAUCCCAAUCCAAUGUCGUUUUGUUUGAAACUACAAAAAGACGAUCAGCAAAUUAUCAUCCUAGCAUUUGGAAUCCAAAGUUGAUCGAGUCCCUAACCACUCCUUAUACGUAUGAUUCUCAUGGCACCCGCUUAGAGGAGUUGAAGCAAGAGGUUAUAAGGUCCCUUGCAUCCUCUAAAGAUACUCCUUGUGUCCAACUUAAGUUAAUCGAUUCUAUGCAGCGUUUGGGAAUUGCUUAUCAUUUUGAAGAAGAAAUGAAAGAGAUCUUAACCGUUGUUAAAAUAGACACCAAUUCAGAUCUUUACACUACAGCUUUACACCUUAGGUUACUAAGACAACAUGCAUUUCCAGUUAGCUCAGGUGUUCUUGACAAGUUCAGAGAUAAAAAUGGGAAAUUCUUGGAUAGUUUAGCUAGGGAUGUGGAGGGACUAUUGAGUUUGUAUGAUGCUUCACACCUUGGAAUGCAUGGAGAAGAUGUUUUAGAGGAGGCCAAAAAUUUCACCAGCCACCAUCUUAAGUCAUUACUGGGGAAGUUAGAGAGCAAUAAUAUUUUAAGACAACAAGUGGAACAAGCAUUGGAUGUUCCUCUUCACUGGAGGAUGCGAAGGAUUGAGAAUCGAAAUUUUAUCAAUAUCUACCAAAGAGAUGAUUCACACAACAAGGCUUUGCUAGAGUUGGCUAUAUUGGAUUACAACUUGGUACAAACAACUUGGUACAAUCAGUCUAUCAAAAGGCGAGCUAAAGGAGCUAAACAAUGGGCAAGACUUUGUAGCUCAUAUUUAUUGGAGGCAAGGUGGUUUAGCAAUGGAUAUACUCCAACUUUGAAUGAGUAUAUAAGAAAUGCAUGGAUCUCAAUUGGAGGUCAUGAAGCUAUAAUGCAUGCUGCUAUGUUUCUAGGGCAUUAUCUGUCCAAAGACUCGCUUCAUAGUUUGAAGAAUGGAUAUGAGCAAAUAACCUAUUGGUCAUCCUUAAUCACUCGACUUAACGAUGACUUGGGAACUUCCUCAGAUGCUCUUUGGGUUCGGGUUUUUUGUUCGAAAUAUAAGUUGGAUAAUUCCUUGGAUAGUGCCGCUUUUGAUCGCCCCUCGUCUUCUUUUAUUUGUAAAGGGAUUGGACGAGAGACUAUCAACAAAUAUGUAGGCUUUGAUGGCAAUUGGAAUUGGACAAUCUUAUGCUCUCUUCUGCCUCCUGAUAUUCUAGCUCGCAUUGCUGCCGUUCUGCCUCCUUCGUCGGAGAUGGGCCCUGAUGAGCCGGUUCGCGUUUUUCUCUGGAUUCUUUCUGAUGAUCGGCUUCUCACUAAUCUUGAGCGUCGUCGUAGGCAUUUGUCCACUUCCAGCCUUUGUGCCUUGUGUUCCAUUACUGAGGAAUCCUCCCUUCAUGCUGUGAGGGAUUGCUUGCAUGCUGCUGGAAUUUGGCAUUGUGUUAUACCGCGGCAUAUCACUGGCUGGUUGAUUUGGAAGAACAGAAAUGCCAUUAUUUUUAGUUCUGCAGGUCGAGAUGUUUUUGCUAUCCUCUUGAGUGCUAAGAGCUUAGCCUCUUCUUGUGUUACGCUGGACACUAGGCUCUCUUUGGAUCAGCCUUCUUUGGCUCGUUGUGACUGGGGGUCAGCUUAUGGUGGUGGCCUUAUUCGUGAUUGUUUGGGCCAUUGGAAAACAGGUUUUGCUUUUCAUAUAAGAGUCACGUUUGGGUUGGGGGCCGAACUAUGGGCUAUUCCUGCAGGUAUUAGAUUGGCCAUUUCUUAUGGUUUUUCGCAUAUUCUCAUUGAGAGUGAUAAUCUUUUGGCUGUCAGUAUGGUGUUGGUUUCGGUGGCUGGCGUUGGUUCAGGUCGAGCUUUGGUAAGGAAUAUCUCUCUCCUGCUUCAUAAUCAUCCGUACUUUAGUAUCUCGCAUGUGGUUCGUGAGGCUAACUAUUGCGCAGACUGGCUUGCCUCGUAUGCUUCUUCUUUGUCCUUGGGUUUCCAAGUGCCGGAUGAUCCUCCUCCAGGUCUUGGUGAUUGGCUGGCGUAUGAUUGUAGAGGCCUAGCCUCUAUUCGACGUUGUCCUUGUUAG